AUGCUAAAAGUAAGUACCUUUAACAUAUUCAACACUUUUCUCACCUAUCCAAUUAGAAGUCGUCUAAUAACUCAAGCUUUAGACUCUAUGGGCAGCUCUAUAGUUGGAUUUCAAGAGGUAAAUUUCGAAGGAAACCGCAACAUCUACACAAGAACCGGUUUUAAUUUUAUUUUUUCUCCUCUUCCAGAGCCAAUGUUUUGGAAUGAUCCAACCUUUCGCAUUGAUGGGAAUGGAAUUUUGAUUAAAUCUGACAUCAAGAUCAUAUCUGAAAGUUAUUUCACCUACCGCUCAAGUAUUCGUGUAGCCCAACUUAUGAAGAUUCGCAUAGAAAACAAAGAAAUGUAUAUUGUGAACACUCAUUUAGACCAUAUUUCCGAGGAUGAAAGACUUAGCCAAGCUUCUCAGUUAUUGGAAUGAAUUAGGAAUUACUUGGGAUUUCCUAUUAUUCUAUUGGGAGAUUUCAAUUGUAUUCCUGAUUCACCAACUUAUAAUUUAUUGACAAGGCAUUUUAGGUCAGCUAUGAAAACAAUACAUGGAAAAGAGCCAGCUGUGACCUGGCCAACAGAGCUUUUAGGAUCAAAGGAAGUUUGGGGACAAUAUGGAGAGGCUGAUUGUUACGAUUAUAUUUGGUUUAAGAAUAUCAAUGUAAAAUCCGCAAACAUAAUUACCGAUAUAAAAGAUGGUAAUAUUUGUCCUAGCGACCACUAUCCAUUAGAAGCAGUUUUCGAAUUAAAUUUUAACUAA
Molecule: messenger RNA, 744 nt
Organism: Blepharisma stoltei
Lineage: Eukaryota; Ciliophora; Heterotrichea; Heterotrichida; Blepharismidae
Source: the annotation of a GenBank genome assembly